Prunus armeniaca (apricot) is the source of this 714-nucleotide messenger RNA. NCBI's taxonomy places the organism in Eukaryota, Viridiplantae, Streptophyta, Magnoliopsida, Rosales, Rosaceae. The record is from the annotation of a GenBank genome assembly.
AUGAACCUGAUUCAGGAAUAUGUGUUGCGACAAGAGGUCACAACACAAAGGAGCCAGGACACUCUAAAUAAUAUGACAGCCAUGAUGCAAUGGCUGGUCAAUAGGCAGUUCAGAAAGGACCGUGAGGCUGCCAUGGCCAAAAUUCCAAAUCCGGAUGCUGUAGUCCAGCAGCUAGACCUUCCCUAUGGUCCCCCACCAGGAUUGGCAUGGCCAUAUCAAGAGAAUCCUCUUAUUGCGCAGAUAGCUGGGAUGCCAGAACGUGAGGAAAUUCAGACUGGACAGAGGGGAGGAGCCCUUCCCGUCCAAGAACGUGAGGCCCCAGCUCCGCCAAAAGGCCCUGCACCAGUUCAGAUGCAACAGAACCAGCCAGAACCUCACCCUAUUCCACAGGAUCAACCUUUGGCACUUCUGCCUGAGCCACCAACAGUGUUGCCUUAUAGACCCAGAAGAAUGGAUCCCAAUCCAUUCCCUCCACAUGCAAGAGGCAGAAGAGGCAAAAGAGGCGGAAGGGGUAAUAACCUUUUUGCCAACAAUGACAGGAACAGGCUGGGGGCAAACUGGAGGAAUAAUCCAGAUUUGGAAGAACCAGAAGAACAUAGGGAGGAAGUUCUGCCCAGGCCAUACAGAGCGGAGCCCAUGAUUUAUCAUGCCCAGCCAGAACAGGGGCGAAAUCACCACCCUGUCAAUGCUCUGAAUGACGUGGGGGCAUUAUAA